Molecule: messenger RNA, 598 nt
Organism: Gambusia affinis (western mosquitofish)
Lineage: Eukaryota; Metazoa; Chordata; Actinopteri; Cyprinodontiformes; Poeciliidae
Gene: s100a11
Product: S100 calcium binding protein A11
Exons: 3
Coding region: 171-431 (86 amino acids)
Cellular component (GO): perinuclear region of cytoplasm
Molecular function (GO): transition metal ion binding; calcium ion binding
Source: RefSeq, a predicted model, not a curated record
CGACAGAUGAGGGCAGGAGGGGAGUGACGACGAGGGGUUUUCCGCUGAUGUGUGCACCGGCGAUGAAGAUGAAGCGUGUAUAUUUAGAGAGAUGGACAGAGAUGAGGAGGAAAGGACCUUCGCACCUCUUCUGCUGCUUCUCAGCCUAAACUCAUCAAGCAAAAGCCACCAUGGAAGCUGCCAUCACCACCAUCGUCUCCCAGUUUAAGGCGUACGCUGGGAAUGAGGGGUCCUCCUCCACGCUGAGUAAAGACGAGUUUCACAAACUGGUGACCUCUCAGCUUCCCAACUUCGUCAAGAACGCCAGUGACCCCGCCUCCAUCGACCAGCUCAUGAGCUCCAUAGACGAAAACAACGACGGGGAGCUGACCUUCUCCGAAUUCUGGCAGCUGAUUGGAAUACUGGCGAGAAAACAGGGAGGCUUCAGCUAAUAGACCCGACCCAGGCGGCUCGGUUAAUUCACCUGUUGUAAACGGAGGAGAGGGCAUCUGAUUUCUUUUAUCUCUCUGUGCCAGAGCCACAUGUGUAACUGCAUAGUUAACCAUUUGUUUGAUGGGAGGAACUUUGAAUUAAAGCCUCUGUUGUUUUAAACCCUGAA